Brassica napus (rape) is the source of this 1359-nucleotide messenger RNA. RefSeq names its product probable BOI-related E3 ubiquitin-protein ligase 3. Gene Ontology annotation, biological process: regulation of programmed cell death. Gene Ontology annotation, molecular function: ubiquitin-protein transferase activity. The transcript has 2 exons. The record is from RefSeq and is a predicted model, not a curated record. Bases 236 to 1258 code for a protein of 340 amino acids. NCBI's taxonomy places the organism in Eukaryota, Viridiplantae, Streptophyta, Magnoliopsida, Brassicales, Brassicaceae.
UGCAAUAAAAAAAAAAAUUAAAACAUAUCACCUCUUCCCCUCUGUUCUCUAUAAAUUGGCAGACAAGGGCGUCUUCGGUUUUGCUUUAAAAUUUGCUUUUAGUUCUUUUUUUCCUCUCUACAAAACCAUAAUUAAAAACCCCACAACCUCCGUUACUUCUUCCACCACCAGCUUUCACGUUUCUAGAGGUUACAUUUAAUAGCUUUGAACCACUCUCUCAAGCUACAAAACGUCGAUGGCCGUUGAAGCUCACCAUCUUAAUCCUCUGUGUUCUCCUAACGUCGCGGGUGAUUUUCUUUACAGAGACAUGAUGCAUCCACUUGAAGCAAACAGUUUCGUCUAUAACAACCAGAUCAGAUACGGCAACGUUCCAGCAGCUACGACGCCGUUUAACCCCACCGUGGAGUGUCAAACUUCUCUGUUGAAUCCAACUUACAACAUCUCACCGGUUGAUUAUUUGGUUCACCAGUCUAUAAAACCGACGAUUCAUUCCGUUGACAGCUCCGUUACGUUCAACAGCGAGAAUAAUGGCAACAACGUUGACUUUCUUCGUCAUGGUUCCUCCUCGUCUCUGAGAAAACGCCGUAGAGAAGAAUCAGUCCUUGUUAGUCCUAUGCCAAGCCAGAAACGUAGCACUGAUCCUCUCAUGUUCCUUGGUCAAGACUUGUCUUCUAACGUCCAACAUCACAGCUUCGAUAUCGACCGCUUGAUCUCUAAUCACGUCGAAAUAAUGCGACUGGAGAUUGAAGAGAAGAGAAGGACGCAAGGUAGGAAAAUAAUGGAAGCUAUCCAACAAGGUUUGAUGAAGACACUAAGAGCAAAGGACGAAGAGAUCAACCACAUCCAAAAACUAAACCUCUAUCUCGAAGAGAAGGUUAAGUCUCUAUGCGUAGAGAAUCAGGUAUGGCGUGACGUGGCACAGUCUAAUGAAGCCACCGUGAACGCCCUACGUUCAAACUUACAACAAGUCCUUGCCGAUGUGGAACGUAGGGAGGAGCCUACGGCGGCUGACGACACGCAGUCUUGUUGCGGAAGCAACGACGAGGGUGAUAGUAAGGAGAAGUGGAGGUUAGUGGGAGAGGCGCAGGAUACGAUAACAAGGACGAUGUGUAGAAGCUGUGGAAAAGGAGAAGCAAGUGUGUUACUGUUACCAUGCAGACACAUGUGUCUAUGCACAGUGUGUGGAUCUUCGGUUAACACUUGUCCGGUCUGUAAAUCUCCAAAGAACGCUAGUCUCCAUGUUAAUCUUUCCUCGUGAAAACUAACAAUACUAGUAAAUUGUAAAUGUCCUUAAAAUAGUAACUAGUUGAAACAGUCAAUUUCUAUAUCUUGGAUAUAAAAAAACUGUUCAUUCUUUAA